GAGUCAAUUACUGUUGACUAUUCAACACUUAAUCAAGAACAACGACAAGUUCAUGAUUCAGUUAUUGAACACUUUCUAGAAUGUCAAGCACAACUAGAAUUGGAAAUCAAUGAAAGAAUACCAGUAAAACCACUUCUAAUGAUUGUUUCAGGAAUAGCAGGAAGUGGAAAAAGCUAUACAAUUCAUGCAAUUAAUACAAGUCUAAACAGAAUGAAUAGAGAAGCAGAUUCAUAUUCUAUACUCUGUGUUACAGCUUUUACUGGUGUUGCAGCUUUUAAUAUUAAUGGAGUUACUCUACAUUCAUUAAUACAACUUGGGUUAAAAGAGAAUGACCCUGUAUUAACUCCAGCCCGCUUACUGGAAUUACAACUUAAACUUCAGUAUAUUCGCUAUAUUAUAGUUGAUGAGAUGUCAAUGAUUAGUUCUACUCUUCUUGCACGUAUUGAUAACCGCUUGAGGCAAAUAUUUCCCCAAAAUAGCUGUCAGCCUUUUGGUGGUUGCAGUAUUAUUCUAAUCGGUGAUUUUGCUCAACUUCCCCCAGUUGGUGGAAGGCCAAUGUACUGUUCACCAAAUUCAAAUUCAUCACUGCUAGCAAUUCAGGGAUUCUCUUUAUACCGAAUGUUUACUAAAGCCUACAACUUACAUCAGGUAAGUUUCAUAUUACAAGUUAUUUCUGUUAUGUUUAAAGUGAAUUUUCUAAUUCUAAUUAAAUAAUGCUAUAGAUUGUACAACAAAAUGGAAGUAACAAUUCCCAGUCUCAAUUUCGGGAAAUCCUAAUAGCAGCACGAAAUGGUUUAUGGACCACUGAAUUCUGGCAGCUAUUGAUAAGUGCUCGGACACUUUUAAAUUUACCACAGUGGGAACAAGAUUCCUUUCAGAAUGUCACUCGUCUUUAUCCUACAAAUUUCGAAGUAACAGAAUACAACUCAUAUAAACUAUGAUCUAUGGGUCAGCCAAUAGCAAGUCUUGAAGCAAAGAAUCUUGGACAUCCAGUUGCUGGAGUAUUAAGUAGAGUGCCAGCUGAUGAGACAGGAGAACUACAGCAACAUCUCCGUCUUGCAAUUGGAGCAAGAUUAAUGAUAAGACGAAAUCUUUGGACUCAACAUGGUAUUGUUAAUGGAUCACUAGGAACUCUUCGUGGAAUCGUAUGGCAAAACCAAGCUGUGGAUGAUGACUUACCGAAAUUUUUAUUGGUGGAAAUAGAUUCCUAUACAGGCCCACCAUUUCUGGAAUCUGCUCCUAAGGUAGUACCAAUUCCUCCAUCAGUUUCAUUUUUUAAUUAUCAAGGCUAUAAUUGUAGCAGAAAGCAAUUUCCUAUCACACUUGCAGGGGCUAUGACUGUGCAGAAGUCUCAGGGAUUGACUCUGGAUAAAGCAGUAAUUGAAUUAGGUAAACGAGAGAUGGUAAAUGGAUUGACUUUUGUGGCAAUAAGUAGAGUAAGACGAAUUGCUGAUCUUGCAUUUAUUACUACUGUACCCUUUGACAGAGUGAAUAGGAUCAGAGAA
This is a messenger RNA of Tuber aestivum (summer truffle), 1505 nucleotides long. The record is from the annotation of a GenBank genome assembly. Lineage: Eukaryota; Fungi; Ascomycota; Pezizomycetes; Pezizales; Tuberaceae.